CUUCUGGUUUGCAGAAUAAUACAAACUAUAACAACGGUAAUAAUAACAAUAAUAACAAUGGUGCUUCUAAUUCGUCCCGACCGCGAUUCAGCGCUGGCAGCGGUAGUGGUAGCCUUUCGUUGACGGAUGUAAAGACGUCAGAUUUUCAGCUUCAUCAACAGCAGCAGCAGCAACAGCAGAGACUAGGGAUGUCUGGAGGUGGUCAGUUGGGCUACCAUUUGGACAGGGGCGGUGCACUGACCGCUUCCGGCCGCUCGUCGCGUCAGAAGGUGCCCAACAGCCAGUUCUACAGCCGAGAAAACAGCCAGGGAGAGCUGCAGGUGCGGAAGAGGUCGCGGGGAGAGAGAGACAGGCUGAGGCAUAUGAGACAAGGAGGCCGGCGGUACACGGUGCAGGGCCUGGGCCAGCAGGGGGCGGGUCUGUAUGACGACAGUCUGUCUGAGCCUAGCGACAACUCCAAGCCGGAGGUGCCCGAAGACCUGGUCUCUGUCUACAAGAAUAUGACUAAAGAAGAACUGCUGCGUGUGAUGAUCCAGACAAAGGCCCAAAUGAUCCGCAAGGACCAGUACAUCAAGGACCUGGAGAACUACAUCGACGACCUUCUGGUGAGAGUCAUGGAAACCACGCCCAGAUUGCUCAAUAGACCCAACCCUUUCAGACUCUAGUUCUUCUGUGACUCAGAGUUUAGCUGUUCUAAGACUUAGACUCUAGCUGUUCUCAACAGUCUGUACCGACCCUUAACUGACUGAGUUCUAACUGUUCUGAAGAGACUGAACCCUUUCAGACUCUAACUGUUCUAAAACUUGGGCUCUAUAUUAUGUUCUAAACAGAUCCAGACUCUCUAUUUUCUAAGACUCGCAUUCUUGCUGUUUUCAACAGACAUAAUCCUUUCAGACUCAAGCUGCUCUUAAAGAGAAUAAGUUCUAGCUGGCCUAAACAGAUUUAGACUUCAGCUGUUCUAAACAGACCCCGCCCUUUUGAGCUUUAGCUGUUCUUUACAGUCUUAACCUUUUUGGGUUUUAGUUGUCCUUUAUAGACACAAUCUUUUCAGGAUGUUUAAGGGGCGCCAGACAAUGGCCCAGGAAGGUACUAAUAGUCUCUUAGAGUAAAGUGUUGAUGCUCCUUCAUAGAUUUGGGUCUGUUCUUUUUAACGUUUAGGCGUGGUCAUUGCCCUCACCAAGUCAAAAGAUUGAUUGAAAUGUAGAUUGGGCUAUCCCACUUUAUAUUUAUAUUUUGAUGGUUUAGGAGUAUUGUUACAAGGGACCUGUGGCUAUUUUUGACUUACUGCAAGACUGAAAUUCUUGUUUCAUUUGGUAGAUUCAUAUGUUGAGUCUUGAAGACACACACAUUAAGACAUUCCACAAAGCCAUAGUCUUUUUAUUCUUGUUUUUGUUUUUUUCUUCUUUUUUUAAUAUGGACCAGUCAGUUUGAGAAUUGAGAGUGAAGUUUUGUUGCUAGUUUAACCACAUGUCUUACCACAAGUAUGGCCUAUUUGUAGAUAGAUAUGAGCCAUUCGUCUGAGCUAUGGCAUACCACUCUAAGUGCUGACUGAACCUUUUUUUUAAAUUACCACCAAUUAUGUGCAAUGAUAUAUGCUUCUGAUUAUUGAUAUAUCUAAAACAUUCCAUGAAUGGGCUUUUAAAAAUGUAUAUCUUGUUUAAAAGAAGAGCUGUAGACUCUCACGAGUAAACUCAAUACCAUCAAUAUGUGUUAAAUUCUCGUCUCCCAAUAAUUAUUAUUGUUUGUAGCUUGAGGAAAUACCCGGUUAUACGACAAAAGCAGACAGAUGCUAUAGACUCCCACACUGUUAAAAUUCUUUUUGAAGCUUACGGGAAUAUCCAUUUUUACGAUAAAAGUGGUGCUUUAGACGAGCACUGUUAGCAUUCUUUUUAUAGUUUACGGGAAUACCCAGACUACUUAAUUGUGAAAAUAAUAUAAGACCUAUCUCUAUAUUAUAAUUAUUCGAAGCCUGCUGUAAAGUGUCGGUUCACUAAUGUCCUUAUAAUGGCGAGAUUAAA
Aplysia californica (California sea hare) is the source of this 2018-nucleotide messenger RNA. RefSeq lists its product as uncharacterized. The transcript has 3 exons. Gene Ontology annotation, cellular component: intracellular membrane-bounded organelle. Gene Ontology annotation, molecular function: small GTPase binding. The record is from RefSeq and is a predicted model, not a curated record. Lineage: Eukaryota; Metazoa; Mollusca; Gastropoda; Aplysiida; Aplysiidae. Bases 189 to 665 code for a protein of 158 amino acids. Gene Ontology annotation, biological process: regulated exocytosis.